Molecule: messenger RNA, 1470 nt
Organism: Macroventuria anomochaeta
Lineage: Eukaryota; Fungi; Ascomycota; Dothideomycetes; Pleosporales; Didymellaceae
Product: P-loop containing nucleoside triphosphate hydrolase protein
Exons: 6
Coding region: 95-1204 (369 amino acids)
Biological process (GO): cytoplasmic translation
Cellular component (GO): cytoplasm
Molecular function (GO): GTPase activity; GTP binding
Source: RefSeq, a predicted model, not a curated record
CGGCGACCGGUAAAGCUACCGUACGGUCCAACCAUACGGCCUCACACCAGUCGUUCCCUUCAGCAGCACAGAAAGAGCAGGCAAUACCUCAAACAUGGUGAACAUUACAGAGAAGAUCAAGGAGAUUGAGGAUGAGAUGAAGAGGACGCAGAAGAAUAAGGCCACAGAAUACCAUCUUGGUCUCUUGAAAGGAAAGCUCGCUCGUCUCCGUGCUCAGCUACUCGAGCCCGCCCCAGGUGCCGGCGGCGGCGGCGGAACAGGAUUCGAUGUCUCCAAAUCUGGCGAUGCACGCAUAGCCCUCGUUGGGUUCCCUUCAGUUGGAAAAUCGACCUUCUUGUCACGAGUCACUAAGACAAAGUCUGAAGCAGCAUCAUAUGCUUUCACCACACUGACUGCCAUCCCCGGUGUGCUGGAGUAUGGCGGUGCUGAAAUCCAGGUCCUCGAUCUUCCUGGUAUCAUCGAAGGUGCCGCUGAGGGCAAGGGACGAGGACGCCAGGUCAUCAGUGCAGCUAAGACGAGUGAUCUGAUUCUGAUGAUCCUCGACGCCACGAAGAAGGCCGAGCAGAGGAGAUUGCUCGAAGCCGAACUGGAAGCAGUCGGCAUCCGCCUGAACCGCGAGCCACCCAACAUCUACCUCAAGCCCAAAAAAGCCGGCGGGAUGAAAAUCAACUUCCAAACCCCCCCAAAAGGCGGCCUCGACGAAAAGCUCAUCUACCAAAUCCUCAAAGACUACAAGAUGCUCAACGCCGAAGUGCUCAUCCGCGACGAGUACGCCACGGUGGACGACUUCAUCGACACCAUCAUGAUCAACCACCGCAAGUACAUAAAAUGCCUGUACGUCUACAACAAAAUCGACGCCAUCAGCCUGCCGCACUUGGACCAACUCGCCAGAGAACCGCACACGGUCAUCAUGAGCUGUGAGUUGGAUCUGGGUCUCCAGGAUGUGGUCGAUCGGUGCUGGGAGGAACUGCAGUUGAUGCGGAUUUAUACGAAGAGGAAGGGGUAUGACCCGGAUUUUAGCGAGGCGCUGAUUGUGAGGAGGGGGAGCACGAUUGAGGAUGUGUGUGAUCAGGUGCAUAGGACGCUGAAGGAGACGUUCAAGUAUGCGAUGGUGUGGGGCGCAAGUGCGAGGCAUGUGCCGCAGCGGGUGGGGUUGAGUCAUGUGGUUGCGGAUGAGGACGUUGUGAGUAUUGUGGCGAAGUGAAGCGGAGGUCGAGAGGGAGCGGGUGCUGUGUGUUCAAAAGGGUGUGUGGCUUCGAAGUCCAAGUCUACACGCAGUCAUCAAGGAAGGCCAGUAGCGUGAUAGUGUUUCUCCUAUGUGAUGGUGAUGCGUAUUAGACAUUUGCUAAGUGUACUACAUACGAUGCAUACUUGCUAGACACAAUGCGGUGUCUGGGUAUCGACGAGAACAUGCAAUCAAUCAGAACAGAAACAGGAAGGAAACAUUAAGCCGCGAGGCGGAUGUGUAGU